GUGCAUUUGUGCAUCCUCAGCACCUGGGACAUUACCUCCCAUCUCCACGGGGGAAGCUACAUCGUUGACACUUGGCUCAUCAAGUUUGUCAAUCAGGGCUUCAAGUUCAACUUCAGAUUUUUUGCGGGUGCCUAAGAGAGGAGAGGGAGGUCAACAUGGGCUCCAGCUCCUCCUCAUAUGCCCCCAAAACCAUUUACCUGGAUGUGGAUGGAAAAGUGCAAAAGGUGGUGUUCAGUCGGCACUGCAACUCGUGUGACAUCAAGGAGCUUCUGUGUUCCUCAUCUAACAUCCCCAGGAACACUGCCAUCAUGAUGGUGGACCCAGACGGAACCUUGGUUUCCAUAGAUCCCACCAUGCCCACCAACUCACCAAAUUCUCUGUACAAAGUUGUCCCUCUGUCCACCAGUCAACUUGGAGAGAAGGAGGACAUGUUUCAGAACAUGUUAUCCCAGGUGGCUGAUCAGUUCAGCAGAGCCUUUCGCAUCAAUGAGUUGAAGACUGAGAUCACCAACAGGCUAGCAAUGCUGGAGAAGAGAGUGGAGCUGGAAGGCUUGAAGGUGGUGGAGGUUGAGAAGUGUAAAAAUGAUCUGAAGAAGCUACGAGAUGAGAUGACUUCAAGAAGUGGUGGCAGAUCAAACUGUCCAUGCAAAUACAACUUCUCAGAGGAUGGGAAGAAGGUCACUCCCAGACGAGAUGUCCCCAAUUACCCAAAGUACACACUGUCUCAGGAGACGAUUGAGGCGCUCAAGAAGCCAACAUUUGAUGUCUGGCACUGGGAACAUAACGAGAUGCUAAGUUGUUUGGAGUAUAUGUACCAUGACUUGGGACUAGUGAAGGAAUUCAACAUGAACCCCAUCACACUCAAACGCUGGCUGUUGUCGAUUCAGGAGAACUACCGUGACAAUCCUUUCCACAAUUUUCGCCACUGCUUCUGUGUUAGUCAGAUGAUGUAUGGCAUGAUUCACCUCUGCAAUCUACAGGAGAAGCUGACUCUCACAGACAUGGGUAUUCUCAUGACAGCUGCGGUGUGUCAUGACCUGGACCACCCUGGCUACAACAACACGUACCAAAUCAAUGCCCGCACAGAGCUGGCAGUGCGCUACAAUGACAUAUCUCCCCUAGAGAACCAUCACUGUGCUGUGGCCUUCCAGAUCCUCUCAUUUCCUGAGUGCAAUAUCUUUUCAAAUGUGGACCCUGAGGCCUUCAAACAGAUCCGACAGGCAAUCAUCACUCUCAUUUUGGCCACUGACAUGGCCCGGCACGGGGAGAUACUCGACUCCUUUAAGCAAAAAGUGGACAACUUUGACUUCACCAAUGAAGAGCAUGUGACAUGUCUAAAGAUGGUUUUGAUCAAGUGCUGUGACAUCUCCAACGAAGUGAGGCCAACUGAGGUGGCUGAGCCCUGGGUGGACUGCCUUUUGGAGGAGUAUUUCAUGCAGAGUGACAGGGAGAAGUCUGAGGGUCUCCCCGUGGCUCCUUUCAUGGACAGAGAUAAAGUCACCAAACCCACAGCUCAAAUUGGUUUCAUCAAGUUUGUCCUCAUCCCAAUGUUUGAGACUGUAAUGAAGCUUUUCCCUCAAAUUGAGGAGAUCAUGGUUCAGCCUUUGAGAGACUCUCGUGACCACUAUGAGGAGCUGAAACAGAUCGAUGAUGCCAUGACAGAGGGGUCUUCUUUUGUGAUGAAACUAAGGACAGAUUUUAAAACAUGUGAGUGAGGCCUCAGUGAAGACAUCCUGCACUGAGUUGUGAAGAUAACAGCUGGAUCAGGAUCAGGAGGAAGAGACUGCUCGGCUG
This is a messenger RNA of Plectropomus leopardus (leopard coralgrouper), 1794 nucleotides long. It is a transcript of the gene pde9ac, whose product is annotated as phosphodiesterase 9ac. Gene Ontology annotation, molecular function: 3',5'-cyclic-nucleotide phosphodiesterase activity. Gene Ontology annotation, biological process: signal transduction. The record is from RefSeq and is a predicted model, not a curated record. NCBI's taxonomy places the organism in Eukaryota, Metazoa, Chordata, Actinopteri, Perciformes, Serranidae.